AGGAAGUGGUUUCCUCACAGCUGAGCGCGUGACUGUCAGCGGGUCCACAGUCACGUGACUGUCAGCGGGUCCACAGUCACGUGACCCGAACAGGAAGAGCCCAGGACAAAAUGGCAGAGACGAGUGGCUUCGGUGGAGCGGGGUUUUUAACUUUUAUUUUCUAUUUCUGCUCCAGUUUGGGCUGUGGGAGCGGUACCGCCCAGGUCCCAGUGCUGCUGUGGUCCACUGACAGUUUCCCAGGCCUGGCCCCGCCCUCAGCUGGUCACAUGACAUCCAUGCAGGAGCUGAGCCUCUACCUGAGCUCGGUGUUUGGCUCGGGCUCACACAACGUGCUGCUGUUCCUGCAGGACAAGCUCAGCAAAGAUGACUUCACCGUCUUUGGUGGAGUGUUUGGAAACAAGCAGGACAGCACCUUUAAAAACCUCCAGGCUGCGAUGCAGUCCUCCUCCUCCUCAGUGACAGUCCCUGCCCUGGAGUGGGCCGGACCCUCUGCCAUCCCCUCUCUGCUGCAGGAGCAGCUUGGUGUUUCCCCUCUGCCUGUUGAUGCAGAGACACUGUCACACCUGAGCCUCCCCACAUCUGCCAACAGUCUGCUGCUCAUCAGUCUGCCGUACUGCAGCAGUUCACCCAAAUCCUGCAGGGAAGUCCUAAAUCAUAAUGAUGAGAUCAUUGGAAAAGUUGUGAGUUUCCUGAAAGCCAAACAUGUUCCAUACACUGCGAUAUACACCGGACUGCAGCCAUCAAGAGUGAUUUCUGAAGCGUCUGUGUCCCACCAACAAGUGGGCCGGUCCUUACUACAAACUGCUGGUCCUGUGCCAGCACCCAUCAUGUUUCUGAACGGAUCAUCUGUGUGUAUCAUGCUGUGGGCUCAGAACCUGUACAUCAGUACCUCCGGUGGUGCAGUCUGGGUCGACCUGUUUACAGAAAGUCCUGACCUGACCGGGUCCAUGUGUAACGACCAAAGCUCCCUGCUGGUGCUUACUUAUGCAUCAGGAUACAGACUGAGUUUUGCGAUGACUCGGCAGUUCUACCCAGUGUCUGCACGUCACUGGUUCACUCUGGACUCUGUGCAGCUGCAGAUAAACGGAACGAGUCAGUCCUUCAUAGGGAGGAGCAACAUCUACGCCCCUGCAGAGUACUCCUUCCACUGUGGCUCCGUCAGCAGCUUCCACGACGCCCUGCUGGUUCCAAACACCACCACUGACCAAACACAGGACUGGAGACUCAACUUUAUUGACUUCCAGAUCCAGGGCUUCAGCUUGUCCAAUGGAACCACCUUCUCCUACGCCAGUGACUGUGCAGGCUUCUUCAGUGCUGGCAUCUGGAUGGGCCUGCUCAGCUCCCUGCUCAUGCUGCUCAUCUUAGUGUACGGCCUGCACAUGAUCCUGCAGGUCAACACCAUGGACCGCUUCGACGACCCCAAAGGACCGUCCAUUUCAGUGCCUCAGUCAGAGUGAAGCACAGCAAACACACAAGUGCUUUUUACAUCCCUGUGAGGACCGUGGAUUAGCUUUCAUUCGUCUUCUGCUCAUUUUAUAUCCUAACCCUGAUCAUUUACCCUAAAGCUGACCUCACAGGUACCUGACCCUGAAAUUACCCUGACACUUACCUGAGCCUUAAAUCAUCCUCACAGGUACCUGAGCCUUAAAUCAUCCUCACAGGUACCUGACCCUUAAAUCAUCCUCACAGGUACCUGACCCUUA
Messenger RNA from Austrofundulus limnaeus, 1703 nucleotides. RefSeq names its product V-type proton ATPase subunit S1. Gene Ontology annotation, cellular component: proton-transporting V-type ATPase complex. The coding region runs from base 111 to 1457 and encodes 448 amino acids. Lineage: Eukaryota; Metazoa; Chordata; Actinopteri; Cyprinodontiformes; Rivulidae. The transcript is spliced from 10 exons. Gene Ontology annotation, molecular function: ATPase activator activity. The record is from RefSeq and is a predicted model, not a curated record.